CGUUACCGCUGCAGUUCGGCGUCGUAUCCGCUCGGAUUGAGCGAGGCGGAGAGAUUACUCGGUUAUCAGCCGCGACCACCGGAUCACUCGCCGAGCGAACGUUCCACGGUGGACCAGCUUCGAAUCCGCGGCCCCCGAGGGAGCAAGUACGUCGUCGGAACCGUUCGAGGGACGCGAGCAGUCAUCAGGUUUCCCGAUCGCCGGGGUGAAACGGUGACCGGAAUCGCGACGGAUAGGGGAUCCGCGAUCGCGGAGGAUGAUCGUUGGUCGGAGUGGUGAAUACCGAUAGUAACGAGGGUCGAGGGGAUGUUCCGGUGAAUCGGCGUUCUCCGUUAGCCUCCUCGAUCGAGAGUGCCGCGUGCCGAUUUAUUGUGCCAGGUGGUGGCCGACGGUUGACCAGUGUGGGUGAUGACAGAUGUGUUUUGCUCCCGUGCUCCGUUCGCGUUGUCGUGCUCGUUGUCGGUCGCGAGCUGUGACCUGCUUGUGAGAUCGCGUGCUCGCGAUCCCGCGCUCCGCGAGGCGAGACUGCCACGAGAUCGGUGAGAAUACGCCGCAAUUGGACUCGGAUAAACACUAGAAAGAUGUCAGCCGCGGCGAGGAUUCAUCAGCUGCUGGCGAUCCUCAUCUGCUGGCAAGCUUACAGCUACAGCCUGAUACUGGAGGAAGAGAAGGAGCCGAACUACCUCAACGCGGGCGUAGGAGAGUACGCGGUGUUCAAUUGCGACCUGGACUUCCCGCACGAGACGCCGAUCCCGUACAUUCUGCAGUGGAACCGCGAUGGUCGAACGAUCUUUUCAUGGUACAACGGUCCGCCGACGGUGGGUCUGGGCUACGAGGGUCGCGUGCACCUGAUAGAGGACGCGGCGCUCCGCGGCUACGGGCAGGGCAGCAUCAACCUGACGAACAUCCGCGAGAGCGACCAGGGAUGGUACGAGUGCCGCGUGAUAUUCCCGAACAGGACGCCGAACUCCCGGAACAACGGGACCUGGUUCCACCUGGCCAUAGAUGGUGCGUCGCCGUUUGGGACGUCUGUUCCAGGUGAAAACCUACUGGCUGUUCCGCCGGUGAACAAGACGAUCAUGGAGGGAGAGUCGGUGAGCUUCGAUUGCGUCGCUAAAGGAGAAAAUUCCUUCGUCACUUGGCUACGCGACGGCACAGACAUCACGCAGAUCGAGGAUUUCAAGAGAAGAGCGUCGGUCGCCGAUGAUGGAACGUUGAAGAUCAACUCAGCCCAGAUGGGGGACCUGGCGAAAUACACCUGUCUGGUUACCGGCGAAACUGGGGAGCAACAGAACGCAUCAGCCUUCCUCAAUGUGCAGUUCAAGGCGAAAGUGAUCUACGCUCCUCGAGAAGUCUACCUCCCCUACGGGAAGCCGGCCCUUCUGGACUGCCACUUCAGAGCGAACCCGCCCAUGACGAAUCUGCGCUGGGAGAAAGACGGAUUCCUCUUCGACCCGUACAACGUGCAAGGAGUGUUCUACAGACGGAACGGCUCGCUGUCUUUCAGCAAAGUGGACGAGACGCAUUCCGGCAGCUACACCUGCACGCCGUACAACGACCUGGGUACAGAGGGCCCGAGCCCUACCAUCUCAGUGAUCGUCCAAAGGCCGCCGGUGUUCACGGUGACACCUCAGCACUUGUACAUCAGGAAACUGGGAGAAACCUUGGAGAUACCUUGCGACGCCACGGACGGGGAUCAUGCUCAUCGACCCUCGAUCGUGUGGUUCAAGGAUGGCUCGCCGGUUCCGCCCAACAGGACCUACCUGAUCGGAGGCAACUUGACGAUCGACUUGAUCCAGGAGCAGGACAGAGGACUGUAUCAAUGCGCGGCGAGCAACGAGGCCGCGACGGUGGUCGCCGACACGGAAUUGAUGGUGAUGAACGUGCCACCGCGCGCUCCGUACAAUCUGAGCGCCAACGCCAGCAACAGCGCUGUCACGUUGACUUGGGUGCCGGGAUACGUGAGACCGAAAACGGAGUACUCCGUCUGGUACAGACCCACCGACACCACCGAAUGGCGAACGAUGAAGAUCUUGUCGAGGAAGAUCACCGAGGCGACCGUGAACAACCUGAAUCCGGGCCGCGAGUACGAGUUCAUGGUGCUCAGCCAGGACAAACACGGCGACGGGAUGUUUAGUAAGACCUUACGAAUCUUCACUCAUCCGACUAUGUUCGACGAGAACUCCGCGUCGGAGUACCGCAGUCCUCCAGAUGAGAGAAUGGGACCGCCGGUUAACGUGAGAGUGCAGGCGACCGUCGAGGGCUACCUGGUCACCUGGGAGCCUCCUAUGUACGGCAAGGACCAGGUCAGACUCUACGCUGUCAGAUGGUUCCGUGGACCGUCCGAGCGGCUGUACGGAAGAGCGGAAACGACGGACACAUACUACCUAGUUAAAGCUCUGGAAGAAGAGAGUUACUACACGUUCGAGGUAGCAGCCAUGUCGAUCUCGGACGACGUCGCGACCAGCGAGAGGAUAAGCCUAGAAGUGCCUGCUUACCGUAGAAACCGAGCGAUUUCCAUGGGAAUCGUGGCCGGGAUUGGAUUUCUGGCCGCAGCCCUGGCAGCCAUAUGGUGGGCAAGGAAACGAUUCUGUCAGUCGCCGAACGAGAAGUAGGGGAUGCCUCGUGGUCCGACAUACUUAGGCGACGAGCCACGCAUGCACACCGUAUACGUUGCCACGGUCAGCCGCCAAUUAACUUCCCUAAAGUAGCGUUUUAUCGAUAGCCGAAUAGAGAGAAAGAAAGAGUGAGAGAGAGAGACAGAGUGAAAGAGAAAACGAAGAGGGAGAGAAAUAUAGAGACCGAGAGUGAGAGAGAGAAAGGGAAAGAGUGGAGGGAGUUAAUUUCUAUUUCUCGACCGCGUCUCAAGGUCUCGCAGCCGAUCGUCGUGAACUUAUAAUCGUCACUCGAUUAAGUUAUGUAAUAUAUUAUACAAUAAUAUCGAUCGCGUAGAUAUAGAGACAGAAACGGAGAAACAUAGAGAGAGAGCGAGAGAGAGAGAGUGACUGAGUGAAAGAGAAAGAGAGAAAGAAUGAGAGAGCAAACGAGAGCAAGCGCCGGAGAGGAAGCGAUUCGCCCGAGGAAUUUGUAUCUGGGACGAUUCAAUUUACUGCGUUUACCUACAUAUAAGUUACAUACGAGUGUUCUCGCAUUGCAUCUCGUUACAUUAUGUAUCGUUUAAAAGCUUUAUUAGAUAAGUGCACGUUUAUUAAGGAUUAGUUCUGGCAUUUGGUCGUUAUUCGGGUACCGGGCCGCGGGAGACGCGCCCCGCCAUUUUGUCGGCGCGGCGCGCGCCCGAGCACGUCUCGCCGCCGGCCAGGAUCGAACCCGAGGCUAGGACUAUGCAUACAUGUAUACAUCCGAUACGUUUUUUUUUCUAUUGUAAAUAAAUUGUGUCGAUUAUCCGUG
Nomia melanderi (Alkali bee) is the source of this 3408-nucleotide messenger RNA. It is a transcript of the gene bdl, whose product is annotated as borderless. Gene Ontology annotation, biological process: cell-cell adhesion. Gene Ontology annotation, molecular function: protein binding. NCBI's taxonomy places the organism in Eukaryota, Metazoa, Arthropoda, Insecta, Hymenoptera, Halictidae. The record is from RefSeq and is a predicted model, not a curated record.